AUUUCAAAUCUCGUCCCCAUCCCGCUCACAUUUCACAAUCUACACUCAACGGAGAAUCAAAAUCGAGAGAGGCUUUGGAUACAGAGGCUGCAACAAUACAGCACACUUCUUUCCAAUUUUCCAUCUCCUCUCUCCCAUUGCCCUCCGAAGAUGUCUGGUCGCCACGAGAAAGAGAAAGGCGUCAAUGUUCAGGUCCUCCUUCGUUGCAGGCCAUUUAGCGAAGAAGAGUUGCGGAAUAAUGCGCCGCAAGUGGUGACCUGCAAUGAGUACCAGAGAGAGGUCGCAGUUUCUCAGAAUAUUGCCGGGAAGGUCAUCGAUAGGAUUUUCAUAUUCGACAAGGUUUUUGGUCCUUCAGCUCAGCAAAGAGAUCUGUAUGAUCAAGCAAUUAUUCCAAUCGUUAAUGAAGUUUUGGAGGGUUUCAACUGUACCAUUUUUGCCUAUGGACAAACAGGUACAGGAAAAACUUACACAAUGGAAGGAGAAUGUAAGAGGUCAAAGAGUGGACCUAAUGGAGAGUUGCCUCCAGAGGCUGGUGUCAUACCUAGAGCUGUAAAGCAAAUAUUUGACACGCUGGAGAGUCAGAAUGCAGAGUACAGUGUCAAAGUUACUUUCUUGGAAUUGUAUAAUGAGGAGAUCACUGACUUGCUUGCCCCUGAAGAGAUGUCUAGAGUUGCUUUGGAGGAGAAGCAGAAAAAACAGUUGCCCCUGAUGGAAGAUGGUAAAGGUGGUGUUCUUGUAAGAGGAUUAGAGGAGGAAAUUGUAACAAGUGCUAGUGAGAUUUUUACUCUACUUGAAAGGGGGUCUGCAAAGCGUCGCACUGCAGAAACUCUAUUAAAUAAACAAUCAAGUCGUUCACAUUCCCUUUUUUCCAUAACAAUCCACAUCAAGGAAGCAACCCCAGAAGGGGAAGAGCUUAUCAAAUGCGGCAAGCUGAACUUGGUUGAUUUGGCUGGUUCAGAAAAUAUUUCUCGUUCUGGUGCUAGGGAGGGUCGUGCAAGAGAAGCCGGAGAGAUAAACAAAAGUUUGCUAACUCUUGGACGAGUUAUUAGUGCUCUUGUGGAGCAUCUUGGGCAUGUCCCUUACAGGGAUAGCAAGCUCACACGUCUUCUCCGUGAUUCCCUGGGUGGAAGAACAAAAACAUGCAUUAUUGCUACAGUAUCACCGGCUGUCCAUUGCCUGGAGGAGACUUUGAGUACAUUGGAUUAUGCACACAGGGCAAAGAACAUCAAGAAUAGGCCUGAGGUCAACCAGAAAAUGAUGAAAUCAACUCUUAUAAAAGAUCUUUAUGGUGAAAUUGAUCGACUCAAAGCUGAGGUAUAUGCUGCACGGGAAAAAAAUGGUGUCUAUAUACCAAAGGAACGAUACCAUCAAGAAGAGACAGAAAGGAAGGCAAUGGCUGAUCAGAUUGAACAAAUGGGAGUCACAAUAGAAACCCAUCAGAAGCAACUUGAGGAGUUGCAAGGUAAAUACGAUGUUCAGGUUCAAAAGUGCUCUGAUUUAAGUAUGAAACUGGACACCACCCAGAAAAACUUGAAUCAAACAAACAAAAUGUUGUCCAGCACUGAAGAUGAGUUAAGAAGAUGCCAGUAUGCCCUUAAGGAGCGUGAUUUUAUUAUCUCUGAACAGAAGAAAGCAGAAAAUGCCUUGGCUCAUCAAGCAUGUGUUUUGCAAUCUGAUUUGGAGAAAUCUCUGCAGGAUAAUGCUUCCCUAUAUAUGAAAAUUGCAAGGGAAGACAAACUGAAUGUUAAUAACAGAUCAAUUGUGAACAAUUUUCAAACUGAGCUUGUGCAGCAACUGGGUUCUCUGUGUAAUACAGUAACAAUAUCAAUUUCUCGGCAGAAUGAACACCUCCACGGCAUUGAGAAACUCUGUCAUUCUUUUCUGGAAACUCAAAACAAGGCUAUCACUGAUUUAAAGAAAAAAAUGACUGCCUCAAGGGCAAUGUAUAUCUCUCACAUUGAAGCCAUGCAAAAUGUGGUUCGUUUGCACAACGCAAACUCUAAUGCUGGUCUAGAAGAGAUUUCAGCAUCAAUUUCUUCUAAUGUGCAUUCAAUUGAACAGUUUUUAGCUGCUGAAGCUGUUGAAGCAAAUUCUAUAUUUGAUGAUCUUCGAGGCAUUUUAUCAACUCAUCAAGGAGAAAUGGCACAUUUUACAAGAGAACUUCGUCAGAGGUUUAAUGUCAGUGUCGAGCACUCAAAAAAAAUCUCAGAGUUCACUCAUGGAUUUCUCCAUGAACUUAUUGAAGAGUUAGGAAAGCUCCAGAGUCAUGCAACGCAAAGUGAUGAAAUUCAGAGGACAAGUAUUGCAGAAUUUCAGAAGGCUUAUGAGGAGCAGUCAAAGUCAGAUGCUGAGAAGCUUAUUGCUGAUGUGACCAAUUUAGUCUCUCAUCACAUUCGUCGUCAAAAGGAAUUGGUGGAUGCACGGCUUGUUGGUUUGAAAGAAACCGUUAUUGGAAACAAAACAUUUUUGGACGAGCAUGUCUCGUCAAUGAAGGGUAUCACAACAGAUGCGAAAAGAAAAUGGCAGGAAUUCUCCAUGCAAGCAGAUAAUGAUGCACAAGACAGUGCUGAUUUCUCUGCUGCCAAACAUUGCCGCAUGGAGUUACUUCUCCAGCAAUGUGUAAACACUGUUGAAACGGCUUCCCAGCACUGGAAAAGGACACAUGAGUCGGUAAAUGAAAGAGGCAGUCAACAUGUCUCAACAAUGAUGGCCCUUGUCAGGAAUGUGUCUGAUACUAAUGUGCAACAUGAUUCUGAGAUUGCUUCUGCAACGGCUGCUGCUGAAGACGAUGUGGCAAGGAAUUGUGAAGAUCUCAUUCAGCAUUGUGAUAUUGUAUCAGGACAAGAGCGUGGAUGUGUAACUGGUAUUUUAGCAGAAGUCAAGGAUCAUGGAGAUACUAUUGGAGUUCUUCGUGAAGAUCACUCGGUCCAACUUGCUUCUAUUGAACAAAAAGCAGCGGAUACCUUUGGGCAGAAAUAUAUGGAUUAUGAGCCAACAGGUACAACACCAAUUAGAAGUGAGCUGGACAUUCCAAGUAAGGGGACUAUUGAAUCUCUUCGAACCAUGCCAAUCGAGGCGCUUCUAGAGGAAUUUCGAGAAAACCAUUCAUAUGAAUCAUUUGAAGUAAAAGAACAAAAGCCUUGUGUCAUACCACGGUCACCCCUGGCUCAACUCAAUUGAUAGAAACGAGUUUUAUGGUCAGAUCAGCACAUGAGAUUUGUUUUGUAUUUGUAUUUUCAUGUAUAUUGUUUAUUAUUGUAUUUGAAAAACACAAAAAAGCAUGGCUCGGUCUCAUGGGCUUCUAAUAUUUCUGGAUACUUCAUAGUGCAGAAAUGUAACAUGUCAGGGAGCCUGAAUAAUCCCUUGGGAUUUUUAAAUGGUAGGUGGAUCAAGGUGUAAAAUGAGGGAAGCUUCAAAUUAUUCCUCCAAAGUUGUUCAACUACUAGGAGGAUUUAUGUUUUCUUGAAGCAUUUGUUAUGUAAUGCAAGAACAUUUUUGAUUAACCCUAAAGAUCACACUUCCUUCAGUAUCUAUAGCUCUGGCCUUGGCAUCAUUUCCUUUGUCUAAACUAUUACUUCUUGCAAC
Messenger RNA from Diospyros lotus (date-plum), 3585 nucleotides. Its product is annotated as kinesin-like protein KIN-5C. The record is from RefSeq and is a predicted model, not a curated record. The transcript has 23 exons. Lineage: Eukaryota; Viridiplantae; Streptophyta; Magnoliopsida; Ericales; Ebenaceae. Gene Ontology annotation, molecular function: plus-end-directed microtubule motor activity; ATP binding; microtubule binding. Gene Ontology annotation, biological process: microtubule-based movement. Bases 151 to 3180 code for a protein of 1009 amino acids.